UACACGGCACUGCUCAUUUUAGGAGUUUAUACAAGUUUGGGACAGUGCUGUACUUGAACUUUGUUCUCAGAGACGCAACAGAUGGCGAGAAAACCUGCAGUGUAGACUAAAAGUAUUCGGCGAGCUGGCUUGCAGAGACGCGCAAACUUCCCAACAUCUGGUGUGCUGGAGGACGGGGCGAGCCGGAGAGAGAAACUUUGGAGGCGGAGAGAAAACUAUCUUCGCUGGAGAAAAAUGCAUUGAAUUGGGAGCUUGGGGCCACCUGCAUGAGUCGAAAGGAGAUUCGGUGGUCGUGUAAAUUGACAAGAGUGGAGGGAAAGAGGACGGGAAAGGUCUCGGAGGGCGAGAAGUCCACCUGGAGCGGUCAGAGAAUGAAUUAGUCAAAGGUUUGGCUGCAGCGCGCCCCCAUCCAGAGAGAAGGCUCACUCCUUGGCCCCUCCACCUCCUCCCAUAAGAGCCAGGCCUAUGUCCAUGGAUGAGGAGAAGAGUGCCCCUGCCAUCUCCCCAGAGACACCUGAUGAUGGGGACCCAAAUCUAACAGCUCCACAAACCAGUUCACACACAACCUCAACCGCAGAGAGAGCGAACAGCUGCCCAAACCCAAAACCCUGUCCUAGUGCAGAUGUGGCCCACAUCUAUACUGAGCCCCUAAUACUGAGGUCAAAUGGCACCCCAGAAAGUUUGCCAGGCGAUGAUGGAGACAAGUGGAUCAGCAGCCUUUCACACACGGAGCUCACAACACCCAGCAAGAGUAUUACAUCUCAGCCAGCAGCCAGAUCCACGCCCAUCCACCAUACCCAGCUGUGUCGGACACAGCCCAGCAGCCAAAUGCGCAACGGAGCCAAGCACCACACACACACACACUCCCCUCACACGCACUGUCCGCAUCACACGCCUCACACACAUGCCCUCCAAUCCAACGGGGUCCGUAAUGGGGGGCAUCCUAAGCUUGGCUCCCUCCCAAGAGGUGGCUCAUCCACCUCCUCGUCCUCUUCAGCAGGUCCCAAACACACCAAGAAAUUGCAGUCCAACCCUUCCAUCACCUCCCAGAGCAGCAAGAGGAGCAAGAGCAGCUCCAAAAGCAACAGUUCCCAGAUUCCCACAGAGGCGCAGGACGACUGCUGUGUUCACUGUAUUCUGGCCUGCCUCUUUUGUGAGUUCCUAACUCUGUGUAACAUCAUGCUGGACUGCGCCACCUGCGGCUCCUGUGCAGGGGACGACUCGUGUUUCUGCUGCUGCUGUGCGUCGGAGGAGUGUGGCGACUGUGACCUGCCCUGUGACAUGGACUGUGGCAUCAUCGAUGCCUGCUGUGAGUCUGCAGACUGCCUGGAGAUCUGCAUGGAGUGCUGCAGCCUUUGCUUCUCCUCCUGAGACCCCUAGCUACCACCGGGGAGGGGGGAAUUAGAUAUCUGCUACACACUCCCACUAGGAAACUUUGACCAGUGUCUUAUCAGAGCUGAGAAGUGCUACACCCAGCCUUUGUUGCCUGAGCUCUGUGGUUUACACUAUAUUGGCUGGCCUAUUUGGCUUCACAAUAUGUCCAAUGUUUCAUACAGGGUUUGCCAAGAAAAAGAUUUGACCUAAUGCUGAGAACAGUCACUGGUGAAUUCUUUCUUCCUUCACUGAUCCAGUGGUGGGACAGUAGCCUCUCCUCGCUUGUCUUUGCUGUUGGUCCAUUUCUUCACAGCUGCGUGUACGGUGCAGAGUGGGUUCCAGCUGCAGUCCACGAGUGUCUGUCAGGCAAUGCAGACUAGGCCUCUGAACCCUCAUAGAGCAAGCUAUUAUUACAAUGGAGCCCCUUUUGCCAUCUGAAUGACUGGAGUUCUCCAAGCAUGAAAAACGACCUCCAAAGGCAAAUGAGAAAAUGGCUCCAUUUAACCGGAUUUUAGUGUUUCUGUAGAUAAGAGCAGCAGCAUAAUGGGAAAAUGGAGACUCAGAUCUUAGUAGAAAUGUGGUCUGUCCUCCUGUCCUUGGCAAUGUUAAAGUCGCCCACUUUGAUUGCGUGCAGUGGCCUUUGCGACACUGCGAGGAUGAUGAAUCCGCCGCUGUCUUGUUGCAAUGUACAAAAUAGAGAAAAAAUUAAUGGUGGCUUGUGGCAAUAUUACAGACAAAUUUCUUUUGUUAAUAUGCAUCUCACUUUAACGGACUUAUUCAGAGAAGAACCAUGAGAGCGUCAUAAAUUAGCCUGAAGAUAGGUCCCAUUAAAAGAGUACUGUAAGAGAUGGACAUCAGAGAGCGAAUGGUUGAUAGCAUCUGUCAUGGACACAUUCUCUAUUCUAACAUGUGAAGGGAGAGAGUUGUUAAUCAAAAGUCUCUCCUCGUUUAAUGUUUCACAUCCUGUUUACUUUUUUUAUUUUGAGGUGCUUCGGCUGUGUUCAGUGAAUUCUUCCUCGUCUGAAUGGUCAGAACUGGUAAAAGACUGGUAGAGGAUUGGAAGGCAUCAUCUCUUUUAGAAUACAUUUAAUUUUUCUUUGUCAUUUUUGCUAUGUGAACAAAUGGCCUUGGCUUAGCUUACGGCCUGAAUUUUCAAGUAGAUUCCUCGCCUUUACCAAAUCUCUAUUAAUCCUUGUUUUGUAGAUUUUAGUUAAGAUAUUUGCAUUUCUCCUCUAAUGUGAAAAUCACAUUUCUGUUAUCAGGUUUUGCCGGGCGCUCUGUAAAGCAGACAUUGCUCAACAUCUAAUUGAAUUCCUUGAGUGAAAAUCUCACAACAUUAUGCUAAGUUUGAUCCAUAUGCUCGUAGGAUGAAUGGUAUGCUUUUGAUAACAGGCCCACAUGCUGGUAUGCUCAGAUUCAUACCUUCUCCAACCCAUUACCUCUUGAGAUGUCACCUAGAUCUGUUGUGCAUUUUAAAAUGACUUGAUACAAAUCGCUCUUCUCUCUGAUCAAAUACUGUUUGUGCAAUCCUUUUAUUCUUGGAAAUACCAAAGAGUUUUCCUCUUACUGGACCUUAGUUUCUAGACCUAUAAUUACUUGUACAUUGAAGGGUUUUUGCUAUGCUGAUGUGGCUGUGGUUGAUUAAACCCUAUUUUAAGGGCUGAAAUAUAUAACACUGUUGAUUAAGAAUAUACACUAAGGCUGUACCUGAUAACAUCAAAGCAGAAAAUGCAAGUUCUUUGGAAAUCAACUAAUGCAACUUGAGAAGAUAUUAUAUCAGAUUGGACAUGUUGCAAAUUUUGGGACACGCACAAACUCAACUGAGACAAAAUCCUGGAGAGCCCUGGAAAACAAUGCAAUUCUUUAUAGUACAGAGAGAUGUAUGAAUGGAGAACUGGAUUAUGUAAGGUUAUGUGAAAGUGACAACAAUGUCAUUUGUUUUACAAGAAAUUCCAAGUAGUGCAGAUUCUUACAAUGGGGCUUCAUCUAGGGACAUGUUCUCUGUCAUCAGACAAACCUUGUCAUAAAAAAGAACAGGAGUGCUUUGUGGAAAAUAUCCAGGGUUUGUGCAUGGGCCAGGCUAACCCAUAUGAAACCAAAAUAAAAAUUCCCUCCUGAAUAAUAGGAGGUCAAUCAUUAUAAAUAAUAAAAACUGGAAUACAAAGUGUACAAAGUGUACACAUUGAGCCUAUAAUGUUAACUAGCUUCAGAAUCAACAAGUUAAUUUUAGCAUAACUGAUCUCCACUGUUGAUAAUGGCAUGACUCCUCUGCCUUAGCCUGGAGGUGUUAAAAUAAACAGUUCACCUUGAUUUUAUGUAAACUGCUUUGUUAAGACAAGCAGGAAUAUGAAUACAUAUAAUCAUAGCUAUAGUAGCCAUAGUUUCCUACUGGCCAGUUUUACUGCUAAAACAAUAGGUUCCCUGUUUUUUAACCCAACCCAAAUGACAUGUUGUUUCCUAUUAUUUAUGACUGUGCAUAACCACAACCUCACUCACUCCAGUUCAAAUUUCAAGAUUCUUACCAUUCUGCUGCAGCUUCUCACUGGGCUCAAACGCAGUCCAAAGGGGCAGUCUUUGACCGGGACAAAUCCAGUUUUCAAAAAUGGGAAGCUCAGAGACAGGCUUGUAUGUGGUCUCAAACCUUGCUCUCUGUUAUGUUGAACUGAGUCAAGUUUGCUCAAAUUCCUGUUUCCAGCACAGAUGUAACUGGAGAAAUAAAAUAAACAAAAACCUACCUGGUGACGGACAGCAUGGCUUUGCAGCUCUCCUUUUAGCCGUAGAUCAUAUAAACAGGUCUGACCCUCAUGUGAAGUUCCUGGUUUCCAAAAGUAGCCUCACCUGGGUUUUUGAAGAGGUAAAAAUUUCUCCUGUUGGUCUGUAUAGUGCAGUGAAAAGGUGCAGCUGAGUGGUAAGUCUGUCAAUACUACAGCUGGGGUUUUCUAAGCAACAUAAAUCAUGUGAAACAACAUUUUAAUAAGGGCUAGAAAACAGUGAACACAUCGUUUAAGUUUAAUUUGAUGAUGUUGGAAUAAUUUUUUAGAACUUAGUCAUUAAAUGCAACUUUAUGUCUGUACUGAGAAGCGCUUCACAAUUUGUGGAGAAAGGAGGUAGUCCGAAGGGACAGAAAACACUAAUUGGUUGGUUGGUCUGGAGAUGGAGAACGCUGUCUGGACAUAGAAAGUCCCCAGAUGAACAUGGGUCUUUUAGACAAUUUUCUGUAUAUAAGAGAUGAUUUGAUGUUGUGUCUGCACCAGACAGCUCAUCAUCUCAUUUCCAAAUAUUUCCCCUGUUUGACUCAUCCUAUAACAGUUACAGUGUAAGAAAACACACAUGUUGCUUUUAAUGUUUUUCAUGUAACAGUAUUUUUGAUAGAAAUACCGUGACCACAGAAAUUUCUAAUCAUUGACUAUCAUGGAUUUAUUAUGUUAUUAUAAGAUGUAAUUUGAACAUGAAUUUAAAUGGCUGGCCACCUUUGGCUAGUACUUCGACAGUUAUCCUAGCCCAGCUGAAUUGUUACUAGACUGUAGCCCACUAUAAUGUCAUUUUGUUUACACUAUCCCCAUGUAAAGUCAAUUUGAAUUGCUGUCCUGGAAGUCACAUUAAAAUGUCCUUUUUUAAUACUGAAUAAACAAUGUGAACUCCAA
Messenger RNA from Micropterus dolomieu (smallmouth bass), 5018 nucleotides. It is a transcript of the gene mdfi, whose product is annotated as MyoD family inhibitor. The transcript is spliced from 5 exons. NCBI's taxonomy places the organism in Eukaryota, Metazoa, Chordata, Actinopteri, Centrarchiformes, Centrarchidae. The coding region runs from base 466 to 1371 and encodes 301 amino acids. The record is from RefSeq and is a predicted model, not a curated record.